Molecule: messenger RNA, 2275 nt
Organism: Dermatophagoides farinae (American house dust mite)
Lineage: Eukaryota; Metazoa; Arthropoda; Arachnida; Sarcoptiformes; Pyroglyphidae
Product: Na(+)/citrate cotransporter
Biological process (GO): succinate transport; transmembrane transport; citrate transport
Cellular component (GO): plasma membrane
Molecular function (GO): citrate transmembrane transporter activity; succinate transmembrane transporter activity
Source: RefSeq, a predicted model, not a curated record
AGAAUCAAAACAAAAAAGUCUUUAUAAAUAAUUUUUUUCACAAAUCACAUUUCAUUUCAUUGUGGCUCAUUUGUCACAUAAAUUCUCUUGUUGUUGCUGUUCGUUGGUUCUUCAACAUCUUUUUUUUCGUGUCUGUUUUGAAUUUUAUUCAAUUUUCUCACAUCAUCAUUAAUCACCAUUUCUUUUUUUUUGGUUUCAUUUUUUAAAUGUCAACAUCUUGAAGAUACAUAGAGCAGAAUAAUGUCAUCAUCGAAAUCAUCAAUCCAAAUAAUAUUUGAUCAUCUAAAUCAUUUUAUACGAUUCAUGCCAAAUUUAUCGCUAAUAUUAACACCAUUAUUAUUAUUACCAAUAUUGGUUAUCAAUGAACAAUCAACAGAUGAAUUGAAAUGUUUAUAUUUAAUCAUUGUAAUGGCCAUAUUAUGGUCAUUGAAUCCGAUACCAUUACCAAUAACAUCAAUGUUACCGAUUGUAAUGUUACCAUUGUUAGGAUUAGCAACCACAGAAAUUGCAUGCGGUGCAUAUCUUCGUGCAAAUAAUAUGCUAUUUCUUGGCUGUUUAACAUUAGCAUUAGCAAUUGAAAAAUCAAAUUUUCAUCAACGUAUAGCAUUAAAAGUAUUGUCCAGUUGUCAGACACAAUUUCAAUGGAUGUUAUUAGGUUUUAUGAUGACAACAAUGUUUUUUUCUAUGUGGAUCGUAUCCACUGCAACCGUUGCAAUGAUGUUACCGAUUAUGGAUGAAAUAUUUCGCAAUAUUUUUGCAUCAAUCGAUUCAAUACGUAAUGAACAAAAACAGAAUGACCAAAAGACCAAUGGAAACGCUGUCUGUUGUUGUUGCCAUAAUGAUAAUGAUAAUGAUGAUGAUAGAAUUGAUGUAAAAAUCGAUAAUGAUAAUAAUAAAAUUGACAAUUCCGAUGAUGAAGAAGAAUUAAUCAAAUUAAUGGCCCGAAAAGAACAAAUCUGUAAAUUAUUCUAUCUUUGUAUUGCAUAUUCAGCAACAAUCGGUGGUGUCAGCACAUUAACAUCGAAUGGACCAAAUCUUAUUAUGAAAGAUAUUCUAGAAAAUCAUUAUCAUAAUCAAGAUCCAGUUGAUUAUGCAAGCUAUCUAUUAUUUUCAACACCGGUUAGCAUCAUUAUAUGUUUGGCUGUUUGGUUUAUAUUUUCAACAAUUUAUUUCAGAAAUGUAUCAAUAUCCCGAAAACGACAAUUAUUUCUACGUAAACAUAUUACAGAAAAAUAUCAUCGUCUUGGAUCAAUGACUUUUCAUGAAUGGGCCGUUGUUAUUGUAUUCAUUUUUAUGAUUCUAUUAUAUACAUUCUAUAAACCACCAUUAUUACCCGGUUGGUCACAAUUGUUUCCCGUACAACGGACACCAAAAUUAGCAUCAGCAGCUAUAUUAUGUGUAAUAAUUUUGUUUCUAAUACCAAAUCGUCCACAAUGGAAUCCAAAUCUACAACAAGAUGCAUUAUUGGAUUGGCAUACAAUGCAAACAAAAUUAGAAUGGAGUGUACUUAUCAUACGUGGUGGUGGAUUUGCAUUAGCCGAUGCUGUUGAGUCUUCUGGUCUUUCUAAAUUGGUCGGUAUGCAUUUAUCUCGGCUGGGCACCAUUCUACCUGUAUCGACUUUAAUUGGAUUCAUAUCAAUCAUAGCCAAUAUGGUUAUUGAAGUGAUGCGUACAUCCGCUACUGCCAGUAUAAUGAUACCUGUAGCAAUAAAAUUAUCGGAAAAUCUUCAAAUAAAUCCAUUGAAAAUUAUUCUACCAUUAACAGCAUCAUGUGCAUAUGCAUUCAUAUCACCGGUUGGUACUACGUCGAAUACAUUGAUAUUUUAUCAUGCUAAAAUGUCGAUCAAAGAUAUGAUUAUUCCCGGUUUAAUUGCUAAAAUUAUAUCCAUAUCAAUGUUAUUGCUCAAUACAUGGCUUUUUGGUAAUUUUUAUUUUGCCAUCGAUGAUUCAAAUCCAUUAUGGACAUUAAUCAACAACAACAACAUUGAUGAUAAUGAUGAAAUUGUACAAAAUUUUCAUUCAAAUUUCAAUCAUCAUAAUAUGGAUCUCAUCUAUCCAUUGGGUGUAUUCGAUAAUAGUACCACCACCACUACUACAAUCAUCACCACAGAAUAAUAGGUUUUUUUAGAACAAUUUUAAUUUCAAUUUUGUGAUCAUCAUCUAUUCAUUCAUUCAUUCAUUCAUCGUGCCGCAUCAUGAUAAAUUGACAACAAAAUAAAACAUGAUAAUUGAAUCAUAAUAAACUUUUAUAUGCACACACGUCGUACAUACAUAA